Molecule: messenger RNA, 1329 nt
Organism: Hirsutella rhossiliensis
Lineage: Eukaryota; Fungi; Ascomycota; Sordariomycetes; Hypocreales; Ophiocordycipitaceae
Product: heat-labile enterotoxin alpha chain domain-containing protein
Exons: 2
Coding region: 1-1329 (442 amino acids)
Molecular function (GO): toxin activity
Source: RefSeq, a predicted model, not a curated record
AUGAAGGGCCUCUGGCUGCCGACAUUAUGGGCUCUCCUUGUGCUGGUCCUGGGCUUUGGCCAAAGCCUGCCCUCGGCUGAGGUCAUUCACAGCAUGGGCAAACGUGGCGUGGCAGUAAGCAAACCGGCACCUGAUCCCGAACAACCAACGACCGUCUGGCGUGGUGAAAAGUUUCGGACUCCUCAGGAGGUUGAAGCCGCUGGCGGCAUGUUCUCUCGAGGCCUUGAAAAACAGCGAAGAGGUGAAACCCUUACGAAAGAAGAAAUUGGGAGUGGCAGCAGCUUGUAUGAGCAUGCCAAGGGCAACAGAAUAGCAAACUCGCAAUAUGUGUCGACGGCUUCAGAUCCGGCCCUGGGGCUGCGGUUCGGUCGCGGUGGGGAUCAAAACGGCGAGUCAAACGGAUACCUCUAUCGCAUACACGCCGAUACAAAAGCCAUCGACGUGGAUGCGUCCCUUGGGCGGUACAGCCCCUACAAAGGCCAAACAGAGAAUGCAUUCAUAGGGGGCAUCCCAUUCGACCAAAUCGAAGGCUGGUACGAAUUGAAGGGGAUCAAAGACACAGACGUACUCGAAACGAUUAAGCGAGGAGAGUCUCCGGGGCGUGUAGAAUUCAUUAAGAACCCCAAGUUUAACGAAGAAAAGUAUCGCAAUCAGAAAGGAAGCGGAGCACAGCCUCAGAUCGCCGGGUUUCCUGAGACCUCUGACGCAUGGAAGGAAAAGCCGUGGAACCAAUACAAGGACCAGAAAGUGUUAGAUAAUCUGGGCAAUUUCUAUUGGAACAAGGUAUGUGGAGGCACAAGCUGCAACAAAGACUUCCAGCCUCUCGUUUCUCAGCCGCUGCCCGAACCAGAUGCAGGCAAAGAUGGGUCGUCGGGUCCAAAUGAGAAUGGGGAGCCGCUGUGCAAGCGCAGCAAUGGAUGCAGAAAUGGUGCAGAACCGGCCAACAAUAACCAAGAGGCCAACAAGAACAACGGCGAAAAGACAACGGGACCCCCGGCCGACAACAAACCCCCAGCCAACAACAAACCGCAGCCGCAGCCCGAUAUAAACCAACAGGGGAAUACCGGAAAGCCCGGUCCCGAGCCAGAUUCCGAACUGGUCAAGAACCCGUCUGCCCGGCAGCGGGAGAGGAGGGCAGAGGGCUGGGAUGUCCUCAGCUCGGACGGGCCUCGAGAGCCCACUGACCUCGGCACGGGCAGCAGCGCGCUCGCGCCAGCGGGCGAGGGCGGCCUGUCCAUCAUUCAGACGGGAAUCAAGUUGAAUGCCUUGAGGAACGUUAGUGCCUUGAGGAACGAGGAACGAGUGACGAAAGGAUUUGCCUUGCCUUGA